CUCCGUAGUGUUGCAUCAGAUUGGCGUUUUAGCAUCGAUUAAAAAUAAGACUGUAAUGUCUUUUAACUGUUUCAUGUUCAUUUAAAUCAUACACAUUUAAGCUUGUCGCUUGUCGUUUUUAACAUGUGCGACUAUUUUAAGACGACUAAAUUAGUUUGUCUCGUAAGACUGAUAGCUGGCUAAAAAGCUAGCCAAAACAACUCAACAAAAAUGCGGUUUUAGUAUUUUCACCCUGAAAUUACUCUAUAAAUCACUUCAUGUGAAUAUGAGUAUUUGAGCUUGACCAUUCACUCACUGUGGCUUAAAACCCUUUACAGAAUUACGUUUUUGUUUUUUGUUUGUUUUAGUAUGGCUAAACACGCGGUGCUGUCACCUGGUGCCAAAAUGUGGAAAUCUUUGACCUGUGGAAGGUCAGAACUACGUCUGGAUCUGACACUGGACUGUGGACAAACUUUCCGCUGGAGAGAAACCGCAGAAGGCCACUGGACUGGAGUUAUAGGAGGACGAGUGUGGACCCUGACCCAGACGGAUGAUAUGCUGUGGUACUAUGUAUACAAAAACCAUGCCAGCUUUGGUGAAGAGAGUGACAGGAAGAGGAGAGCUGGUAUUUCUCUUCAGGAAUACUCUAAGUCAAAGAGACUCAAAGUGGCUCUGAAGGAGAAAGAGGAGGCAUCAGUGACUGUGUGUCUCAAUCAGGAGGAGGAUGUAGAAGAAACAAUGCUGAGGGAUUACUUCCAGCUGGAUGUGAACCUGGAGGACCUGCACAGGAAUUUUGGAGCAGCAGACCCCCACUUCAGGAAGCUAGCAGACAUUUUCAGUGGAGUGCGAAUGCUGCGCCAGGACCCAACCGAAUGCCUGUUUUCAUUCAUUUGCACUUCCAACAACCACAUUUCUCGUAUCCAGGGCAUGGUGGAGAGGCUGUGCCAAUCAUUGGGUACCCAGCUAUGCCAGCUGGAUCAAUCUUCUUACUAUGACUUCCCUUCCCUCUCUGCUCUUGCAGACAAUGGCAUUGAGGCACGUCUCAGGGACCUUGGUUUUGGAUACAGGGCUCGAUUCUUGCAGCGGAGUGCACAACAGAUUCUAGACACUCAUGGGCUCGAUUGGCUUGAAGGCCUACGGAGUGUCCCAUAUCCACAGGCCCGAAAUGCUCUGCGGACUCUCCCUGGUGUGGGCUCCAAGGUGGCAGACUGUGUGUGUCUGAUGUCCCUGGAUAAGGCAGAGGCUGUGCCCGUAGACACACACGUGUGGCAGAUUGCAAAACGUGACUACAAAUUUGCUGCUGGCAACGGCCAGAAGAGCAUUACAGAAAAACUUCACACAGACAUUGGGGAUUUUUUCAGAAGACUGUGGGGUCCUUAUGCUGGUUGGGCACAGUCGGUAUUAUUUUGUGCAGACCUCAGAAAGUUCCAAAAGUUGAAAGAAAUGCCAGAUGGAAAGCAGCAUGAAGAAAAAAAAAAAAGCAAAACGUAAGAAAAGGAUUAAGACAGAAAAACAUCUGUGAAGAACACAACAAAGUCGGCAUGUAACAGAGAAGCAAACAUAUUUUA
Molecule: messenger RNA, 1547 nt
Organism: Thalassophryne amazonica
Lineage: Eukaryota; Metazoa; Chordata; Actinopteri; Batrachoidiformes; Batrachoididae
Gene: ogg1
Product: 8-oxoguanine DNA glycosylase
Exons: 7
Coding region: 349-1470 (373 amino acids)
Biological process (GO): base-excision repair, AP site formation; nucleotide-excision repair; base-excision repair
Cellular component (GO): nucleus
Molecular function (GO): 8-oxo-7,8-dihydroguanine DNA N-glycosylase activity; damaged DNA binding
Source: RefSeq, a predicted model, not a curated record